AUGUCGACGUCUCUCCUCCACACACAGUUCGGCCUAAGCUCGUCCGAUCCGCAGGCCUCGCUUCGUCUGUCGCAGCAAGCUCCCUCAUUCCUAAAGACGCAACCCUCCCGCUUCCCUUCGUUCCCGUUCUCGAUCUUCAGCCAGCGCGAAUCACCGGAGCUAUGGACGAGCUACGAGCAGCUGCUGGCUGCGUGUCUGCGGACGGGAGACGACAAGUCUGCGCGGGAGUGUCUGGAUAGAUUGUCGAGUCGGUUCGGAGAGGACAACGAGCGGGUUAUGGGUUUGCGAGGACUGUACGACGAGGCUACUGCAGCAGACGAGACGGCAUUGAAGAAGGUGCUGGAGAGAUACGAUGGCAUUUUACAGGAGAAUCCAGUUAAUGUUCCAGUGUUGAAGCGACGGAUUGCCGUUCUACGGUCCCUGGGCAGAGCUGGCGAGGCUAUAUCAAGUAUGGUGGAGUUCCUGGAUGCGUUCCCGACAGAUGCAGAGGCGUGGUGUGAGCUGUCGGACCUGUAUCACAGCCAGGGCCUCUCUUCGCAGUCUAUCUUCUGUCUCGAAGAAGCGCUUCUCAUACUGCCAAACGCAUGGAACCUGCAUGCACGGCUGGGAGAGUUGUUGUAUAUAUCAACCCACUCCCCCGAGUCUCCAGAGAUGACGCUAAAACCUCUGGCGGAGUCUGUACGACGGUUCUGUCGAAGCAUCGAGCUCUGCGACGACUACGUGCGCGGGUACUACGGGCUGAACCUGAGCACGACCCGGCUGCUGGAGAGGCUAGGCCCCAAGUCAAGACGCGACGAGACGCUACCGACAGCCGAGACGACGCAGAAGCUGUAUGAUCUGUCUGUGCAGAAGCUGCGUGAGAUUGUAAAGGAGAGAUGUGUGGCCGGACGGAGCCCGGAGUUCAACGAGAGCGAGCUCAUUACGGCCCAGGCGCUGCUUGACCGGCUGUCCAAGUCGAGCUGA
Messenger RNA from Nannizzia gypsea CBS 118893, 963 nucleotides. Its product is annotated as tetratricopeptide repeat protein 35. Gene Ontology annotation, cellular component: EMC complex. NCBI's taxonomy places the organism in Eukaryota, Fungi, Ascomycota, Eurotiomycetes, Onygenales, Arthrodermataceae. Gene Ontology annotation, molecular function: protein binding. The record is from RefSeq and is a predicted model, not a curated record. The transcript has 4 exons. The coding region runs from base 1 to 963 and encodes 320 amino acids. Gene Ontology annotation, biological process: protein folding in endoplasmic reticulum.